GUGGUUGAAUUUUCUAUGGAGUCUUCAGUUGGAGGAAUAGCCGGAGCAAUGAACAUACGAGUAUCUGUAGCAUUGGUUUUGUUGAUGCUUCUGUAUGCCAUUACAGCUUGGGGACAAAAUAACGGGCCGAGAAAUAUGGGAUCUGGAAGGAGAGGAGAUGUUCUGAACACGGGCGAUGUCGAUGAACAGAUAGCAUUCAAUAUUGACAACACUGGUGGCGGCAAUGUUGGAGGUGGCAACGUCGGUGGAGGUGGACAUGGUGGAGGUGACGCUGGUGGUGUUGAUGGAGGAGGUUUAAAAGCACCGCAAGAUUGCGAUACAAUCAUGAAAGUAUGUCAAUGUGGUGGAGGAGGUACUAAGGGAGGAGGCAGCAUGGGAGGCGGUAAAAGCGGAAAUAGACCUUUUACUAGGCAGAAUGGUGAUGAAGACAACAAUCCUCCAGAUUAUGUCGUAAACAACUAUCAGACAUAUUCGCCGUUAUACUGAUCUUAACCUACUUUACUGUUAACCAACCAGCAAACUUUGCCUAAUUUACCUACAAUGAAAAGCUAUGUGUAUUUUAAUAAAUAGCUCUAUUUUAAUUCAUGUAUGUUUGUGAGUCAUGAUCAAUUAUACAAAUAAAGGAAAUUUGGAUCUAUAA
Homalodisca vitripennis (glassy-winged sharpshooter) is the source of this 640-nucleotide messenger RNA. RefSeq names its product acanthoscurrin-1-like. Lineage: Eukaryota; Metazoa; Arthropoda; Insecta; Hemiptera; Cicadellidae. The record is from RefSeq and is a predicted model, not a curated record. The transcript has 3 exons. Bases 16 to 486 code for a protein of 156 amino acids.